Messenger RNA from Guyanagaster necrorhizus, 1252 nucleotides. RefSeq lists its product as uncharacterized. Gene Ontology annotation, cellular component: nucleosome. Gene Ontology annotation, molecular function: DNA binding. Gene Ontology annotation, biological process: nucleosome assembly. The record is from RefSeq and is a predicted model, not a curated record. The transcript is spliced from 7 exons. NCBI's taxonomy places the organism in Eukaryota, Fungi, Basidiomycota, Agaricomycetes, Agaricales, Physalacriaceae. Bases 126 to 935 code for a protein of 269 amino acids.
UCUAAAUUUCCGCAAUUGCAAGUCUGCGCCGCCAGUUCCCCGUCCCACCUGCCUAGCUCGAUUUUCUUCUUUCUCUAUUGCCGACGUUUAUCCUUUUCAUCAUCCGUGUCUCUUCGUUGUGAACAAUGUCUGCAAAGAAGCCUGCUGUUAAAUCGUCCGCCAAGAGGGCCACCAAGCCCACUCAUCCGCCUUGGUCUGACAUGAUCAAAGAAUGUAUCGCCGCGCACACAGAGGAUGCGCGUCUAGGUGUUUCUCGUCCUCAAAUCAAAAAGUUUGUCGAAGACAAAUACAAGCUUGUCAUCGGCGCUGCACAGAAUACUCGGCUGGCGAGGGCGCUCACGUCUGGAAGCGAGAAAGGGGUGUUCGUUCUUCCCAAAGGCCCUUCUGGUCGCGUCAAGCUUGCGCCAAAAACCAAAGCAGUCGAUACUUCGGCCACCAAAGAGAAUAAACCUACAACGAAAGUCAAGUCUGCCACCGCCAAAUCUACUCCCAAGACUACGACGGGUAAACAUGCCACCACUAAAUCAGUAGCGACUAAGUCCAAAACUGCCGCUAAGACCAAAGCUACUAAGACUGCAAAGAAGCCGGUCGUUGCGAAAAAGUCAGCUGCAAAGCCAAGAACGACGGCUACAUCGGCCGCCGCCUCCAAACCCACAGGAACUGCACGUACGACCGCAGCCGCUAAGAAGGCAUCUUCUGUGAAAGUGUCUUCUACAAGAGCUAAAGCAGCCCCUAAGAAGACGUCUACAGCCAGUAAAGCUACUAACAGUAAGAAAACAACAACUACCGCAAGACGUGUUCCUGCGAAGAAGGCCGCCACCGGUACGGGUGCCACGACGAAGGCCAAAGCCGCCGCAAAGAAAGCCAUUGUGAAGAAGACAACUGCUAAGGCUGCUACCAAGACCAUACGGAAGAAGCCCACGAAACGGUCGUAGGAAAUGAUACGGAACAUUUCCAUCCCGUCUUUCCCGGUAUCUUUUAUAUCUUCAUUUCUCCACCAUAUUAACGUCUUUUGGUGUCAUGUUUCGCAUAAUUUAUGUUCCCAGUAUGUAUUUGCCUUCAUCAAGUAUGUACCACAUACAUUAUUGUCUAUAGUUUGUAUAUCACAUCAUAGCAGGCCGAGCUAUUCAGAUCUUGAGAUGUAACAUGUAUAGGCAGUAUUGUUGCCAUGAAGAGCUUUCAUGCAAAUUAUGUACCGGUUACGAAAAAACUGCAGUCCCGCUCAAGUAGGAUCAAGUAUAUUGAUCAGGAC